CUCGCUCCUUUCCUCCAUCCGCCCAAUGCGGUUCACAUCGCGCAAAGGCAAGACGCGGACAGCGCCGCCCCAUGUAUCCUCCAGAGAGGCGUCUCUUGAAACGUCGACUGUCGCGCCCUUGCCUUCCAAGGGCAUCGCCUCCACCCCACCACCCAAAGGCGAGGCACGCAGCAGCAGCACCGCAGAAAAGGCACGGGAGGCGCGAACCAGCGGUGCGGCUGCGGACAAGGCGGCGCUGAUCGAAAAGCUGGAGAAGCUUCAGGAGGAGGCGGCCUCCAUUCGCCAGCGGCUGGACCGACAGCACAACUUGGAGCUCGGCGGCUCGACGACAUCCUCGCCGCGAGGGGAGGAGGAGGCGGCUUCAAACCGGUCGUCAAACGGCGAGCGGCGCUCCUUCUUCUCGCAGCCGGCGCGCGCGGAGGAGCGCAGCCCCGUGGACAGGCGCGGCAAGGCGUGGGGCAGCGGCAGCGGGAGCCUCUUCGAGCGGCUGGGCAAGGAGAGGUCAGCGAGCGCGGGCGGCCUCUCUGGCCUGUCGGGUGGGCUGCGGCGGAUGGCGCCCCUCCGCAACGUCGCUGCGGUGUCGAGCGGCUGGAUGUCGUUUGGGCCUCGCCUCUCGACGGCUGUGCCGUCGCGCACUUCCGCCAACGCCGCCGCGCCCGUGCAGCAGGACCUGCUCGCGAUGCUGCGACGCGGCCGCAAGCGCGCGCAAUACAGCUCGCGAGGCCCGGCGGAGGAGGCGGCGCUGUACGACGGGCCGCUGCGCAGCGCGCGGACCAGGAGCGCGAUCCGACUGCUGCCGCGGGGCGGCGCGGUCUGCGAGACGCGUCACGGGCCGAUACAGUUCGGCGCGCCGCCCGAGACGAUCAAGGACGCGAUGCAGCUGGGGGCGGAGGUGCCUCGCAUCUUUGUGGUUGGCAAGGAGCGCUUCAACCUGCGCUUCGGCACAAACAUGGCCGACUUCGAGUUCCCGGGCUUUUACAACUUCUUCCUCAAGGGCUCGCAGACCACGGUCGUCGGCUCUGCCGAGGCGCUCGAGGAGAUCCGCCAGGUGAUGCACGAGACGCUCGAGGGGCCGGCACCGGACCAGUACUUCCAGGACGAGGAGUACUCGCCCUUCUGCGACCCGGCCAUCUACGCUGCGAGGCCGGACCUGCACAAGGAGAUCUGCUUCUUCAAGGAGCCGCGCAACGGCCGCCGCAUCGCGGUGGAGACGCUGUUUGCCCUCGAGCCCUUCCAGGAGAGGCCCGAGGAGGGCGACAAGGUGAUCCCAUUGCGCCACAAGAUUGCGUGCGGCCUCGAGCCAGAGGCGCUCGCCGCGGCGUUCAAGUUCGAGGAGACCAAGGGGUGGGUCGCCAUCGUGGACAGAGGCGAUUGGUACGACGUGCUCGCCGACGGGGAGGUCGUCGCCUCGGUGCCCGACUGGCUCGCGUCUGCGAUGCCCGACCCGCCCUACGUGCUGAUGCCGACCGUCUCAGUCGGGCCGCCCGCGUUCGAGGCGCCCGAGUUCGGCAUCACCGUCUUGGGCGCGGCUGAUGGCUUCGCAAAGAGCGAGGCGACAGCGGGCUUCAUCCUCUGGAUGCGCGGCCGUGGGGUAUUGGUCGACCCACCGGCGCACUCGGCGCACUUUCUGCGGCUCAAUGGCAUCUCGUCUCGCCGCAUCACCCACGUCAUCCUCACGCACACGCAUUCGGACCACGACGCGGGCACCUUCCAAAAGAUCCUGAUCGAGCAGCGCGUGACCGUGCUCACCACGCGCACGAUCAUGGCCGCGUUCGUGCGCAAGUAUGCGCUCGUCUCCGGGAUGAGCCCCGACUUUUUGCAGCGCCUCUUCUCCUUCCACUCGGUCAAGAUCGGCGAACCAGUCCACUUCCAGGGCGGCUCCAUCAAGUUCUUCUACUCGCUGCACAUCCUGCCGUGCAUCGGAUUUCGCGCCGAGCUCGCUGGCCGCUCGAUCGUCUACUCGGCCGACACGUGCUUCAACCCGCAGGUGCUCGACCAGCUGGAGGAGCGCGGGAUCCUCUCGGCGGAGCGAAAGGCCUCGCUCUGCUCCGACUGCUCCGUCCAGCCAGCUGACCUGCUGCUGCACGAGGCGGGGGUGCCGCCGACACACACGCCCAUCUCGGCGCUGGCGGCGCUGCCCGAGAGCAUUCGGAGAAACGUGCGGCUGAUCCACAUGUCGGACGAGCGAGCGGCCGGGAGCGGCUUUGCAAAGGUGCGGCCCGGCCUCGAGCACACCAUCUGCAUCGACGCCGAGCCGCCACGCCACGCCGAGGCCAAGCAGAUCCUGCAGAUCCUGCAGGCGACCGACCUCUUCCGAUCCUUCGACGUCGCUUCGGCGUGCGACGUCCUCGCCUGCAUUGUCCCACGCUCGUACACUGCCGGUGCAAUCAUCUGCCGCGCGGGCGAGGCCGGCCCCGCACUGCUGCGCAUCGUGCGCUCCGGCGCCGUGCAGUACGCAGGCAUCAGCGGCGCGACGCGGACCCUCGGGUAUUGUGACUACUUUGGGGAGGGCGAAGUGAUGCUUACCGAUGGGCGCCACCGCGCCACCGCCACCGCGAUGACCGACGUCGAGAUGCUCGAGAUCGAGCGCGGCGAUGUGCAGUACCUCUUGCGGCGCCGGCCGCAGCUACUGCAUCGCAUCCAGCAGCGCGCGCAGCUCUUGGACCACGCCCCGUCCUGGGCGGCCAUCGGCGCCAAUUCGGUCUUUGCCAGCUUCUCGAUGUCCCAGGUGACGCAGCUCCAGUCGGUGAUGCGUGAGGAGACGGUGCGGUGCGGCGACGUCGUCUGGAAGAAGGGCAAGGAGGUCUGCGACUCGGUGCUAGUCGGCGACGCAGAGCUUGCCUUCCGGGAGCUCCCCGACGCGAGUGGCGUCUCGGAUGAGGACCUCGAGCCGUUCCGGGCGGGCGCACUCCUCGUCAAUGUCUAUGCGCUGGAGCAGCGGCUGCCGCACGAGAUGACGCUGACCGCGGUGACCGCGGGCACCAUCUUCCGCAUAGCAAGCGCCGACUUGUUUGAGCUACUCGACCACAAUCCUGGGGCGUUCAUCUGGAUGCGCGACGCGCUCGUGGUCUGCUGAGAUCGUAGUGUGCUCGAGUACGUGCGUAGAUUAUCUGUCGAUUGCCUUGAAUCCUUCAUGUGCGCCCCCGCAGAUUACCGAUCAUGUCGAUGCAUGUGUGUGUGAGUCGGUGACGGUGUGUACCCCGCUACACGGAGCGCCUGUGCUGUGCGCGCCUCACACGUGUGUCUGUUCUCUCUCUUACCUAUCGCGUGUAUCGCAGCUCCUAAACGUCUAUGUUUCUGCAUCGCGCAUAACGUACAUAUGC
This is a messenger RNA of Emiliania huxleyi CCMP1516, 3323 nucleotides long. RefSeq lists its product as hypothetical. The coding region runs from base 26 to 3076 and encodes 1016 amino acids. Gene Ontology annotation, cellular component: cytosol. The transcript is spliced from 8 exons. The record is from RefSeq and is a predicted model, not a curated record. Gene Ontology annotation, molecular function: DNA-binding transcription factor activity. Lineage: Eukaryota; Haptophyta; Isochrysidales; Noelaerhabdaceae.